Messenger RNA from Lathyrus oleraceus (garden pea), 1383 nucleotides. Its product is annotated as CLIP-associated protein-like. Gene Ontology annotation, molecular function: microtubule binding. The record is from RefSeq and is a predicted model, not a curated record. The annotation marks the transcript as partial. Gene Ontology annotation, biological process: microtubule cytoskeleton organization. Gene Ontology annotation, cellular component: cytoplasmic microtubule. NCBI's taxonomy places the organism in Eukaryota, Viridiplantae, Streptophyta, Magnoliopsida, Fabales, Fabaceae. The transcript has a single exon.
CAAGCUUCCAAAGAUUAUGCCAAGUCAUCAUAUCAUAGUAAUGUUGAAACUGAGCCAUUACCAUCAUUAUCCUCAUAUUCAACUAGAAGGCCUUCUGAAAGAUUACAUGAAAGAAGUUCUGUUGAUGACAUUAGUGAUAUUAGGGAGGCUAGGCGAUUUACGAACCACAACACUGACAAGCAGUAUUUGGAUGCCCCUUAUAGAGAUGGAAACUUUAGAGAAUCACAUAAUAGUUAUGUGCCUAAUUUUCAGAGGCCACUAGUGAGAAAGAAUGUAGCCGGACGUAUGUCUGCUGGCAGGAGGAGGAGUUUUGAUGACAACCACCUAUCUCCUGGAGAGAUGUCAGGUUAUACAAAAGGACCUGCAUCUCUUCGUGAAGCUUUGAGAGAAGGACUCAGGUCAGGUUCUGACUGGUUUUCUAGGGUUGCUGCCUUUAACUAUCUUCACUCACUGUUGCAGCAAGGUCCAAAGGGAACUCUUGAAGUUGUUCAGAAUUUUGAGAAGGUAAUGAAGUUAUUUUUCCAGCACUUAGAUGACCCUCACCAUAAAGUUGCACAGGCUGCUCUUUCAACACUAGCAGAUAUUGUUCCGGCGUGUCGAAAUCCUUUUGAGGGUUACAUGGAAAGAAUAUUACCACAUGUCUUUUCCCGGUUAAUUGAUCCUAAAGAGGUUGUUAGGCAGCCAUGUUCUACAACAUUGGAAAUUGUUAGCAAAACUUGCAGUAUCGAUUCUCUCUUACCUGCACUAUUACGUUCACUAGACGAACAAAGGUCUCCAAAGGCUAAAUUGGCCGUGAUUGAAUUUGCAAUCAAUUCCUUUAACAAGCAUACAAUGAAUGCAGAAGGUGCUGCUAAUAUUGGCAUACUAAAAUUGUGGCUUGCUAAGUUAACCCCUUUGGUUCAUGACAAGAAUACAAAGCUUAAAGAAUCAGCUAUUACUUGCAUUAUAUCAGUGUAUACUCACUUCGAUUCAACUGCAGUUCUUAAUUUCAUUCUGAGUUUGUCAGUGGAAGAACAAAAUUCUUUGAGACGAGCCCUUAAACAGUACACCCCUCGCAUUGAAGUAGAGCUAAUAAACUAUAUGCAGAGCAAGAAAGAGCGACAACGUUCCAAGUCUUCCUAUGAUCCAUCUGAUGUUGUAGGAACAUCAUCUGAAGAUGGGUAUGUUGGUUUUUCUAGAAAAACUCAAUACCUUGGAAGAUAUUCGGGUGGUUCCCUAGAGAGUGAUGGUGGUCGGAAGUGGAGUUCCCAGGAUUCAACUCUUUUGAAAUCCAGUCUUGGUCCAGCAACUUCUGUUGAAAGUGAGGAUCAUAGUCAUAACCAUAACCUUGAGAUUGAUUCUAAUUUUGACAGUCUUAGCUCAAAACCCAAGCUUUUGCAAUAA